GGGCAGGAAAGAAGGCUAAAAGGGCCGCGGCCCCAGAGGGCGGGAGCCAGCCAGGCCAUGGCGGAUGUCCCUGGUGCACACCGAUCAGUUCUCAGCAGCGGACAAGAACCCCGGGAUCCCCUGGACUGCUGGGCCUGCGCUGUGCUGGUAACAGCUCAGAAUCUCCUGGUGGCAGCCUUCAAUCUUCUCCUGCUGACGCUGGUACUGGGGACCAUCUUGCUACCCGCUGUCACCAUGCUGGGCUUUGGCUUCCUCUGCCACUCCCAGUUCCUGCGCUCCCAGGCACCCCCUUGCACUGCACACCUACGGGACCCGGGCUUCACGGCCCUGCUGGUCACCGGAUUCCUGCUCCUUGUGCCACUGCUUGUACUUGCCCUGGCCAGCUACCGCCGUCUCUGCCUCCGCCUCCGCCUGGCCGACUGCCUAGUGCCUUACAGCCGAGCUCUCUAUCGGCGGCACCAGGGCACCCUGCAGCCCAGGCAGAUCCGGGCUUCACCAGGGUCCCAGGCUCUUCCCACACCAGGAAAAGUCUGGGUUUGAGAAGCCUCAAUUCAAGAACAACCUUGAUGUUUGCCCUCCCUUCCUGUCCACCCAAGGACUUGAAGCCCAGUAUCUUCUGCCUUGCUCCAUCCUUGGCUUAACAGGGUCCUAGCAUCCCUUUGGGGAACAGCAGCCUCUGUGGACCCAAUAGUGGUGAAAACUCCCAUGCCCCCAGAAAUCCCACUUUCCUCUUACUUUUCUCAACCAAUCCUGACUCUGGGCUGGACCCUGCACACAUGUACCCCCUCCCUUCCCUUAACGUGAAUAGGGCAACUUGUAUUUACCACCCUGAAGGACAGAGCUGGACGGUAUCAUGCAAUAAAGAAUUUUUGAACUGAA
Messenger RNA from Heterocephalus glaber (naked mole-rat), 879 nucleotides. It is a transcript of the gene Tmem88, whose product is annotated as transmembrane protein 88. Lineage: Eukaryota; Metazoa; Chordata; Mammalia; Rodentia; Bathyergidae. Gene Ontology annotation, molecular function: PDZ domain binding. Gene Ontology annotation, cellular component: plasma membrane. The record is from RefSeq and is a predicted model, not a curated record. Gene Ontology annotation, biological process: negative regulation of canonical Wnt signaling pathway.